CAUGGACUUUGGCCAGAGCAUCUGCAUCUGCCAUGCGCGCCUUCCCCUUCUUCUGCAAUGCAACUUCCGCAAUGUGCAGUCUGACCUGAUCUCACAAUAUCCUUAGCCUUCUCAUCCAUGGACCAGCAGUAGCACACUGCAUGCAUGACAUCUCCUUUGUCGCAGCCACUAGCAUUGUUGUAAUCCAUUCACCACACGCUUCGAGUCGCAACCUUUACCACAACCCCCGGCAACAUGGCCGAGUAUGGCUUCCUCAUGGCUGGCGGGCUGGCCACGCCUACCUCGAGUCACGUCCGCUCUGCUACGCCCUCACCCAACACGACUAGAUCAGAUUCUCCGACUCUAACCAAGGCCAAAUCUGCCUCGCAUUUGUCUACCAUGAAAACCUUCUCAACACCACCUCGAGGCCGCUCCAACUUCGACAACGAUUCCGAUUACCUCAACACCAUUCCCGACCCACGAACGCCGAGUCCAAACCCACAGCGUACAAGUCCAGCAGAAGACUCGCAAGACCAGCAUCCCGACCUUAGUAAUGAAGUUGCUAUGCUCAGCACAAAACUCAUCAACGCAAUCAAUUAUCAAACCAAUUUGGAUGAUUCGUUACAACACACUCGUCAUGAGCUGGAAGCUGCCAGACAGCGCAUAGCUCAGCUGGAGCAAGAGACACAAAAACACAAGGACAUGGUGUCGAGCGGUGCCCUCGUCAACAAGGCCGAGGUGGACUCUCUCAAACAAGAAUUGACAGAAUCGCAAAAGCAAAGAGAUAUCGCAGAGAAGGGCAGGAAGGAGAUGGAAGUCGAGCUCGAGGGUCUGACUAGUGCUUUGUUCGAGGAAGCCAAUACUAUGGUGGCCGCUGCACGCAAAGAUGCUGAAGCUGUCGAACGCAAAAACGCACAGCUAAGGGCACAACUCAACGACACAGAGCUUCUGUUGGCUUCGCAGCAAGAACAGCUCCAUGAUCUCAAAAACGUCAUGGAGAAGAUGACCGAGGACAGAGACCGAGAUCGCGACGAGACAGACACCUUGCCUCGUUCUUCGACCGCGCCAUCAACUCCUGGCGUAGACUCCUCCAAAAUGAGCACCAUGUUCGACUCCCUUCCCUUCUCACCGAAUGCUACAAACUUCGGCGACAUCCCUCCGGACCAGCCUCUCCGAUUCUCGCAUCUCAUUACUCCGGUCAUGCGUAACGAUGUGGUUGCUCACGUUGAGUUUGCAGAUUUGCUCAAGUCUGCCAGACCAGCCGCACACACCCAUUCACGCAACUCGUCGAGCAUUGGUUCAAGCGUAUUUGUUGCUUCCGCCUCUUCAUCUUCGCCUAACAUUCCUGGCUCUUUCAGUUCCGGUGCGGCAGCAUCACCACGCGAGACGUCGUUCCAAGCAUCGGUACCACCGCUGAAAGAUAGCAAAUUCUACAAGAGAUGUCUUGUCGAGGAUGUGGAACCCACAUUGCGUCUUGACCUAGCGCCAGGACUUUCAUGGCUUGCUCGACGUACAGUGAUUGGCGCCGUGACCGGAGGAACUCUGGUAGUGGAACCGUUCAUACCGCAAUCACGCUUUUAUGCGAACGCUUACGCUUGCGCGCUAUGUGGAGAAUCUCGCCGAACAGACGCGCAUGCUCGUCGCCAUCGCUUCCGUACUAGUGAAGACGAGAAUGCACAAAGAUACCCCUUGUGUGAAUUCUGCUUAGGUCGCGUCCGAGCGACAGGCGAUUUCUUAGGAUUUUUAAGAAUGGUCCGCGACGGACUCUGGAGAGCAGCUACCGAAGAAGACAUCAAGACUGCCUGGGAGGAGAGUGUGCGCUUGAGAGAGAAGAUGUUCUGGGCCAGACUGGGAGGUGGUGUGGUUCCGGCAAAUGCCAGAGAACCCAGCCCAACUGGAACACAGCGCCGUGGAGAUGGAAGAUCUUUGCGAAGAAACAGCACUGAAUCGAGUAUCCCGCGUUUCUCUAGAGACUCGGAAUCGGUGGAAAGCGUCCACUCAAAGGCCUUGGAAGUGCCGAAGCUGAACGAGCCGCGACCUCCGAGCCGCAACAAUAGCAGAUCGACUCAUAACCUUAGCGAAGGCAGCACGACUUCGCUUCAGACGUCGGAAAGUUCGGACACGAGAGAUUUUGCAGAUGCACAGAGCGAAGUGGAUCAUGCUCUACACACUCCGACCGGUCCAAUCAUCACCGAGGAGACGUCUGGUGAACCGGUCGAAUUGCAGACGUCGAGGCUAGGACAAGAAGAUGGAGCGAAAGAUAGCACUGAUAUGCCUGCGGAUACGACUCUACCUGCGCCAAAUGUGCAAAAAGAAAACCAAGCUCCUACAACAGAGACGGAAAAGGAGAACCAAGCUCCCGCAGUAGACGUGGAAACGGAGAAAGAGAACCACGCACUCGAAGAAAAGUCGAUGCAGCCAGAGAUGCCUGGAUCUUUCGAUUAAGGCAUUACACCCCCCUUUAUUGUUUGUAUACCCAUGGGAAAAAGAAACAGCCCCCCUUGCAUGACUUUGCAUGAGACACAAGGAAACCACACGAUACAAGUAUAUAUGUAACAAUCACUCGAGUCCAUGUGGAUUUGAACUUUGUGACCUUUUUCUCUCGCAUCCUCUCUGAUCUUCUUUCAUGCUUCGAUUGUGUUCGUGAAAAAGAAACGCCAUCUGAUGCAUUUGAUUUCUUGUUUGCUUGCUUGCUUGCUGGACUAUGCGCAUAUACGGCAGUAAAACACCACAUCACUCCCGCCUUCC
Messenger RNA from Aureobasidium pullulans EXF-150, 2727 nucleotides. RefSeq lists its product as uncharacterized. Gene Ontology annotation, molecular function: guanyl-nucleotide exchange factor activity. Bases 235 to 2424 code for a protein of 729 amino acids. Gene Ontology annotation, cellular component: Golgi to plasma membrane transport vesicle; cell tip. Gene Ontology annotation, biological process: exocytosis. The record is from RefSeq and is a predicted model, not a curated record. The transcript is spliced from 3 exons. Lineage: Eukaryota; Fungi; Ascomycota; Dothideomycetes; Dothideales; Saccotheciaceae.